Python bivittatus (Burmese python) is the source of this 3693-nucleotide messenger RNA. NCBI's taxonomy places the organism in Eukaryota, Metazoa, Chordata, Lepidosauria, Squamata, Pythonidae. The record is from RefSeq and is a predicted model, not a curated record.
ACUGCUUGGAUCUGCACAUAUACUACACUGAUACAUUAUGACAUCCUAGGUUCUUGGGAAAAAAAUGUGAAUGAAGGUCAACACCAGCUAAAUAACUGGCAGUUGUGAUUUCACAUUGUGUAUACAACAACAACAACAACAAUUUAUUAAACUUGUAUGCUGCCUGACUCUCAGCGAUUCUGGGCAGUUCACAACGAGUCCAAAUAACAGAAUGGUGACAGUUGUCACUCCCCAAAUGCCUUCUAGAACAAUUCAGUCUUCAGCAGACUCUGAAAGGCCAGCAGUGAGAGUGCUAGUCUGAAUUCCAGAGGGAGGCCAUUCUAUAAUGGGGGGCUUGAAGCUGAAAACCAUUGUGCCCUCCCACUUCAAAUCACAGAUCUGAGGGUCAGCAAAAGAUCUUGGUGAGGUUUAUACAUUGUAUAGGCAAAUUGGAUGUGCCAUCUCCGUGCAGAGGAGGCAGUCCUGUAAGUCUCUAAAUGCUAAGGAUAUAGAGAUUUAUAGAUUAAAACCAACACUUUGAAUUGUACAGAGAAACUUACUGGUAUCCAAUGCAAUGACGGUAAGACAGGUGUUACAUGACCACGGUGAGUAAUUCAUCAAUUUGUUAAUUGCUGCAUUUUGGACUAAUCACAGUUUCCAAGUUGUCUACAAAGGCAGCUGUAUGUACAGUGCACUACGACAGCCCAGGUAAUGAUGGUAAGUAUAGUAUAUGAGUCACCAUGGAAAUAAACACAUGAGCCAUUGUGGCUGGAGCCUUCUGCUUCAGGGAGGAGCUCAACUGGUACACCAGCUGAAGCUGGAAAAGCGCUCCCUGGCCAUAGUCCACCUUUUUGUCUAGCAGUAGCUAUGAGAUCAAGAGCACUCCAAUCUGCCGAUCUUCUCUUUCAGGAGGAGUGCCACUCUACCCAGAAUUAUGACGGAAAAAGAGAUUAAUCUGUACAAACAGUAUAUCUUACUGGGGUUCAACUUCAACCAAUUUUGUCCCAUCCAGACCUCAAAAGCCUCCACUAGUUCAAGAUUUCUGGUUCAAGGUGCAGGUUUUCGGGGUUGGAAAGAAGUAACAUCCAUAUUUAAUAAGGAUGAUGAACAGCAAUUAUUAACAGGAUGUAGAUCUCCAAAAUCUAAAGGAACAAAUAUAAAACUUAAAGAGGAUUUGAAAUCCGAAAAGAGAGCUGGAUUUUGGGACAGUUUGGUGAUAAAACAGAACAUCCAUUCCAGGAAGCCAGAUGAGAUUGAAGGAUGGGAGCCCCCCCAGAUUCCUGCCAGUGACCACCUCAGUGAUACAGAAAGUACUUUAAGUGACUAUUCAUCUUGGUCAGGCUGGGAAGAUGAAACCAAAGGCUCUACAAAGUACACAAACCUGGCAAGCUCAGGAAACAGUUCAAGGUGGAGUAUUAAAUCAGCUGGAAGGCUGGUUAGCAUUAGGCGACAAAGCAAAGGUAACCUUACUGAUAACUGGGAAGAACUAGAAUGAUACAAAGGAUUAGUUAUGGCAAAAUAAUUUAAAAUAAAAUAAGCAUUUUAGCUUCAGAGUAUUCCACAUUUUUCUGCAGGAAUAGCCAAUCUGGGAUGGGUGCAUGCAUUCCUAAAAAUCAUAACAUCUAGAAUAUAAAGAACCUGUUCCGCAAAUGCUAACAUCAACCCCAGAAUAGUUGGAUCAACCCAUUCCACAGGAAAAAGUGAAACAAUGUUUUGUUUUGCAUGUAUCUGCAAAGGAGUGGAAUGUUCUAAAAAUUGUUUUAGGUUAGAUGAUUUAUGUAUAUACUUAAACCAAAAUCAAAACACUGCAUAUUUUUACAGAACUGCAUUAUUCAAAUUCUCUAAUAGUUGACUCAUUGGUUUCUUAGCCCUUCUAUUUCCUCACUGAACAAAGUUCAACACCAACUUUGUGCCUAUAAUUUCCACAUUCACAUUGUCUAUCAUCUUGAGCUGCUCUUUACAAACUUUAAUGAUUGUAUACACUGGUUGAAUAUUCACUGCAUUAAUAUAAGAUUUGGAUUUCUUGAACUUGAGGUAACAUUUUAUUUUUUGAAUGCUUUCUGUUUUAUGAAAAUGCUGGUUUGUAGCUGAUACCUCAUUGUUCCAGCUUUACAUUGCUUUCUUGUUCUUAGCAUGAACAUUUGAUUCUCAAGCUGACACAUCAGAAUUCUGCUUUUUUAAAAAUACUGAAACAUGAAGUGCAAGAACACCAGUGUUUUUCUUCUGUUGCAAACAUGCCACAGAUGCAUGAAAUAAUGCUUCUGUAUAUUGUGGUGUUGAACUAUUACUCAGCUAAAGCAGAAGUGCAAUCAUCCGAAACCAUACAUUGUAAACACAACUCAGUUGCCAGCUUAAACACAAAUUAUAUACUUGCUAAGGUAGCUGCAUGUAGUUUGGCUCCACUUCGUAGUAGAAAUAGAAGCAAGAACUCAUCAUCUGAGCAAACUUGAGUAAUAUGGAUAUUUUUCAGGCUGCUGCUGCUCAGCUGAGUCAUUGUAUAUAUUACCAUUAAUAUUACAUAUUAUUAGGUAUUUUUUAGGCUAUCAUUUAGAAAAUGAAGAAAUCAAGUCUUUCAGAAAAUCCAGCCUAUAAGAAAUGUUUUCACUCAGUUUAUACUAUCCUUUUAGAGAUGAAUUGCUUUUCAAUCUUUGUUCUCGUGUUUUUAAACUACAGGAUCCUCUAUCUUUGCUGCUAUGUAGGAUUUGACUGGCUAUGUUGUUUCUUUGCAUUUUCAUGGUGGCAAACUGUCCUGGCUGUGUACAAGUGCUUAUUUUAAUUUGCUGUACACAAUUUGGUCACUGAUUGCUGCUAAUUUUAUUCAUAGAGAAGAAAUGUACUCUUCAAAUUAAUGUAGGAGUUCUUUCCCCAACAGGAUAUUUUUAUAUAUACAUUUAUUUAAAAUUGUCCCAUGUAUGAGCUUAGCAUGAUAGAAGACACUGUAAUUUAGUAUGCAUAAGUGCCACCAUCAGAGAAGGAAUAGAUUCAAUUACUUUAUUUGAAAAACUUCCUUCAAAUCAACAAGGAAACACAUAAGAUAAAAUGCUUUUCUGCAUUCUUCAUUAUAAGCAUCUUCUCCAUUUGACCGCUCCAUAUACAAAGUUCCCUCAAAGUCUGGAGAUUAAAUUUGCUAAAAAUAAUUUUACACAAAAUAUGUUCUUGUGAAGGGAAUCCAAUAAUUUUGAAUUGGAGAAGACAGUUAUAACUAAAUGAGAAACUACCAAAGAGCCAUUGCUCAGCUAACUACUAGUACUACUGAUUUGAAAAAUGAAGAAAAUAUUAAAAGUGCCUUGAAUUAUAAUAGUUUGCUGUAGAAAUGUUUGGUUAGAGAAUUUCACUGUUUCUUGCUCAUCCUUAAAUAGGUUUGAUUAUUUUUUAAUUUCAAGUUCUGCAAAAUGAGUAUCUAAUCUAGGAUGGUAGCAUAUUUCUUGCCUCCUAGUUACCAAUCCUUACUUGAAACUGAUAUUGAGCAUAUAUGUCACUGCUUAUAUAAUGACCUGUUUAGCAAUAUAGAUACUAAAAAUUUAUGUUCAAAAUUUCUUUUCAGUAAUCAGCAGGUUUUUUUAAGGACUAUUUUAUAGCUAUGCAGAACAUUUCCAAGGUAUAGUUUCUUCCCACAAAUUAAUGCAUUAAAUUAUAUUAAAAAAAUAAAAUAUCAUACUGUACAGACAAAAAUGAUGGCUAUAGUCCUGAGAUAUAAUAGAUAUCUGUCAAUAA